Molecule: messenger RNA, 9933 nt
Organism: Acipenser ruthenus (sterlet)
Lineage: Eukaryota; Metazoa; Chordata; Actinopteri; Acipenseriformes; Acipenseridae
Product: histone acetyltransferase KAT6A-like
Exons: 17
Coding region: 1112-7327 (2071 amino acids)
Biological process (GO): nucleosome assembly; regulation of DNA-templated transcription
Cellular component (GO): MOZ/MORF histone acetyltransferase complex; nucleosome
Molecular function (GO): histone acetyltransferase activity; DNA binding
Source: RefSeq, a predicted model, not a curated record
GAAACUCUCCAGCUGUAUCCUCCUUCUCCACCCGCCCUGCACUGCACACAGAGAAACGUUUUGCAUGUCGUGUUUUGGUGCCAAAUUGGAGGUGUCACAUACUUGCGUGGUUUAAAGUGUUCGCUAUCUGUGCAUUUUAAGUAGAAACGCAAAUCACCUGUAUUUUUUCUAUACAAAUGAUGCAGACGCUCCCCGAACUCCUCAAGGCGCUUUUUUUUUAAAAAAUGUAUGCGUGUGUGAAAAUGUAGAUGCCCCCCCCCCAGCACCCCUUUCUCGUUCCACCAUUCCCCGGUAUUGUGUCUGUGUAAAGUGACGCGCUCCCUUGCCCGUUUCGUUUUGCCCUCCUCCGCCGCCGAUGCGGGUUUGCACAAUGGAGACGCUCCCUAGCCUCGCUCUUCCCCUCCCCCUCGUCCGAAGCUCCCUGUUUGUCUCCAAGAUGGCGGGUGCUGUGGCGGUUUGGGUUUUCGUCUACAAUCGCGGAGGCGCUGCCGUUUCUCGUCCGACUAAACGGGGAUUCGUUCUGUCUGCCGGCGCGACCAGCAACCCCGGUCUUGUCACCUCGGUAUGCUGUUGAUGUGUGGGAAGCAGGAAGGUGAAAUGGUCCCUUUGAUGAGAAGAUUUUGAUUUUUGCUGGAAACUGGAGAGAGAUCGAUCGGAUUGAAAACCAAUCGUGUUCUUUUUUUUGUUUCGACGUGGUUGUGGAAUUAUUAUUACAGUACUUGAAACAAACACAUUUGUUGAGAGGAACACUACAGCUGCUGCUACCGCUACCCCUGCUUUACAGAGUUUGUUCUGGGGAUUCCUGCACACGUUGGAUUAUUGUGGCAUUUCCUGCUGGGAACCCCGAGGAGAGGAGAGGCGGUAGUUCGCACCCUUGUCAAAGCGUCCGGGGGGUGGGUGGAAGUGGUCCCCUGGGGGCUGUUUGUAACGCCUGUGCUAUGGUGAACUGCUUCCCACCGGGCUGCUUGUCUUCACGUUGCGUGGAACUCACCGGCCAGCACCAGGAUAAAGGAUAACCAGGGCGGCUGGCUGGCUGGCUGGCUGGGGGGGGGAUCUCUGUCUCUCUGUCUCUCUCUCUCUGAAUGGAUUAUUCUGCGACCGCGGUUCAGCCAUGGUAAAGCUAGCGAACCCGCUGUACACUGAGUGGAUCCUGGAGGCGAUCAAGAAGGUGAAGAAGCAGAAGCAGCGUCCCUCGGAGGAGCGCAUCUGCAAUGCGGUGUCCAUGUCCCACGGCCUGGACCGCCGCACCGCCCUGCAGCAGCUGGAGCUCAGCGUCCAGGACGGCACCGUCCUGAAAGUGUCCAACAAGGGCCUCAACUCUUACAAGGACCCCGAUAACCCCGGCCGGCUGGCCAUCCCCAAGCCCCGGGGGAACCCGGCCCGGCCGGCCGAGCACAAGCAGGCCCCGGACUGGAACAAGCUGCUGAAGAGCGCCUUGGAGGGGCUGGGCGAGCCGGGGGGCUCCUCCCUGAAGAGCAUCGAGCGCUUCCUCAAGGCGCAGGAGGACGGGGCGGCCUGGCUGGGAGGGGGGGCCCUCGCGUUCCACCAGCAGCUGCGCCUGGCCGCCAAGCGCGCCGUCGGGCACGGCCGCCUGGUCAAGGAGGGGCCGCUGUACCGGCUGUGCGGCCGGGCGCAGUCCCUGGCCUGCCUGCCCCCCGUCCGGCUGCUGCAGCACGAGAAGGACAAGCCGGUUGCCGAGCCCAUUCCCAUCUGCAGCUUCUGCCUCGGGACGAAGGAGCAGAACCGGGACAAGAACCCAGAGGAGCUGAUCUCCUGCGCGGACUGCGGCAACAGCGGUCACCCGUCAUGUCUGAAGUUCUCUGCAGAGUUGACGGUUCGGGUGAAAGCCUUGCAGUGGCAGUGCAUAGAGUGCAAGACGUGUAGUUCUUGUCAAGACCAGGGGAAAAAUGCGGAUAACAUGCUGUUCUGUGACUCGUGUGACCGCGGGUUUCACAUGGAGUGCUGCGACCCUCCACUCACACGGAUGCCCAAAGGAAUGUGGAUCUGUCAGAUCUGUCGGCCGCGGAAAAAGGGAAGAAAGCUCUUACACAAAAAAGCAGCGCAGAUCAAACGGCGCUACACCGCACCCCUGGGCCGUCCCAAGAACAGGUUAAAGAAGCAGAACGCAGCAUCGAAAGGCCCCUUUAAGAAGCUGCGUGGCAGGCCGGGCCUGGGUCGGGGGCGGAGACGCAAGCUCUCCAAACUGUCCCGCGGCUCCUCGUCGCCCCCUUCCUCCCCCUGCUCCUCCUCCUCGUCCUCCUCAGGGGGUUACCCUGGCGACGACCACCUGCUGUUCGACUUCGGGGACGGAGCGGGGAUCCGGCUCAACAAAAAAACCAAAGGGCUCAUCGACGGCCUGACCAAAUUCUUCACCCCCUCCGCGGACGGGCGCAAAGCCCGGGGCGAGGUGGUGGACUACUCGGAGCAAUACAGGAUCCGGAAGAAAGGGGAGCGCAAAUCCAGCACUUCAGACUGGCCAGGAGACAAUCAGGACUCGUGGGAUGACAGGCGGGACGGUGAAGACAGGUUGCUGGGAAGCCAGGAGAUCAUGUCAGAGAAAGACAUCGAACUGUUCAGGCACAUUCAGGAGCUAGCACUGCAGAAAGUCGGGGUGACCGGACCCCCAGAUCCACAGGUGCGCUGUCCUUCGGUCAUCGAGUUUGGGAAGUAUGAGAUCCAGACGUGGUACUCUUCACCGUACCCACAGGAAUACAGCAGACUGCCCAAGCUGUACCUGUGUGAGUUCUGUCUCCGGUACAUGAAGAGCAGAAGCAUCCUCUACCAGCACAUGAGGAAGUGUGGCUGGUUCCACCCGCCUGCCAAUGAGAUCUAUAGGCAAGGCAACGUCUCUGUGUUCGAGGUGGACGGAAACGUCAGUACGAUCUACUGCCAGAACCUCUGCCUGCUCGCCAAGCUCUUCCUGGACCACAAGACGCUUUACUAUGAUGUGGAGCCGUUCCUCUUCUACGUGCUGACGCAGAACGAUGCCAAGGGCUGCCACCUGGUCGGGUAUUUCUCCAAGGAGAAGCAUUGUCAGCAGAAGUACAACGUGUCCUGCAUCAUGAUUCUUCCACAGUACCAGCGCAAGGGCUACGGCCGGUUCCUCAUCGACUUCAGCUACCUGCUGUCGAAGCGCGAAGGCCGGGCUGGCUCCCCGGAGAAGCCUCUGUCAGACCUGGGCCGCCUCUCCUACAUGGCGUACUGGAAGAGUGUCCUCCUGGAGUGCCUUCACCGCUGCCACGACAAGCAGCUGACCAUCAAGAAGCUGAGCAAGCUGACGGGGAUCUGCCCCCAGGACAUCACCGCCACGCUGCAGCAGCUGGGCAUGCUGGAGCCCCGCGGGGGCCGGCUCGUGCUGCUCCGCAGAGAGAAGAUGAUCCUGGAGCACAUGGCCAGGCUGCGAGCUCGGCCUCGGCACAUCGAGCUGCACCCCGAGAGUCUGCACUGGACCCCCGUCAUCGUGUCCAACACUGUGCUGUCAGAGGAGGAGGAGGAGGAGGGGGGAGGAGAUCCCGGCAAGGAGAGCAAGCAGAAUGCAGCUCCUUUACUGAACUCGUGGGAGAAGGAGGAAGAGGGUGGCAAGCGGUUCUCCGUGUUAUCCAACAGCAAGACCCCGUCCACGACCCCCUCCGGUCAACCCAGCCGCCUUCUCACAGCUGACCCGGCGCCACUACCCCCUCCCACCACCAACGGAGAGACCCGGCGUGGCAGGAGGGGCAAGAGGAAGCGGGGGCGCCUCUGGCUGAAAGGGAAGGCAGCGGCUGCAGCAGCAGAGGAGUCCCUGGGAGAGGGAGAGGAAGAGGAGGAGGAGGAGCCCCCCCCUACGCUGCUUGCGGUGGACAGAAAGCCGUCUCUCCCCAAGAGGAGGCUGGGAGAAGGUGGGGAGCCCCCGAGGAGGAGGGGUCGGCCGGGCCAGAAGGGGGCUCUGAAGAGACGGCUCAGCGAGGGGGGGCCCCGGAGGCAGGUGGGCAGGCCUCCGCAGAGGAGGCUGAGUGAGGGAGCCGCGGAGACCCAGAGGAGCAGGUGCUUCAGCGAGAGCAGCGAGGAGGAGGAGGAGGAGGAGGAGGAGGAGGAGGGAGCCAGCUCUCCGCCCGCGCUCUCCAAACCCACACUCAAGUGCAAGAAGCCUCUCAGGAAGCGGCGAGUGCGGAGGCGCAGUCACCCCCACAGCAGCGUCGUCACGGAGACCAUCUCGGAGACCACCGAGGUGCUGGACGAGCCCUUCGUGGACUCGGACUCGGAGAGGUCCAUGCCACGGCUGGAGCCCACGUUGGAGAGCUCCUUCACACGGGGGUACCGCCGCUGCCUGCCCCCCCGAGCCGCUCUCCGACAGACGCCCUCCGGCAAGAGGAAGCAGCGGCAGCGUGAGGGAGAGUCCGAAGAGGAAGACACUCCGGUCCUGAAGCCCGUCUGGACUCUGCGCAAACCGGACCUGGACGGGGAGCCUUCGGAACUGCAGCCAGCGACGCCGGUGAAGAAGAAGAAGAAAGGCUGGCCCAAGGGCAAGAGCCGCAAGCCCCUGCACUGGAAGAGGAAUCCUGGGCGGCAGCCUGGAGCAGCUGAGGAGGAGGACCGGAGCCCCAAGACAGAGGCGCCGCCAGCCCGGCCCAAGAUGAAGCCCGGGAGGAAGCCGCGCAGCUACUACCUGCAGAGAGAGGCAGAGGCACGGGCCGCAGAGCAGAGGGAGUGCGGGGAGAUCCACAAGAGACGGACGCAGCAGCAGCUAGAAGAGGCAAACAAGAAAACAGAGGAGGAGGGGGAGAAAGUGAGCAGCGCGUCCAAGACACUCGUGGUGGCUCCGGGGGGCUCCGGGAGCCCUGCGGCCGAGCUGAAAGACACAGGAACGGAAGAGGAACAAGAGGAGGAGGAGGAGGAGCAGCAGCAGCAGCAGCAGCAGCCCCCUCCUUUUCCUCUCCCGCUCCCGCUCCCUCUCGCUCUCCCCAAGUCCCCGGAAGGCAGGCGAGGGAGGCUGGAGGAAGAGGAGCUGGAGGAAGAAGAGAGGGAGGAGGCGGCCGGGGGCAACCCCAGCGACGACCAUGACGCAGAUGAUGAAGACGACGGCCCCCUGGAGAUUAAGAAUCCAACGGCAACGGGAACGAGCGCGGAGAGGGAGAGGGAGGCUGCCAAGAGAGAGCCAGCAGGGGGGCAGCAGGAGACUGCUUCUGCUUUAGACACCAGCACUGAAGAGAACAACCACGAAGAGGAGGAGGAGGAGGGGAUCAGAAACAGUGUGGACUCUGAGGAAGAGCAGGUUCCCAACGAAACGCACUUGGAGCAGAUUCACGUUCCGGAGGUUGAGGAGGAAAGGAGAGGAGACGGGGCCAAGGAAAGCAGCAGCAGCAGCAGCAGCCUGAUGGAGCCAGAACUACAGCAGCAACAGCAGCAAGAGGAGCAGGAAGAGAUGAAUCAACAUCACCAUCUGAAUCACCUCCCACACCACCCACACCACCAGCACCACAGCAGCGAACUGGACCUGGAGACGGUGCAGGCUGUGCAGUCCCUGACCCAGGAGCAUGAAGAGGGGGCCUACCAGGACUGCGAGGAGACGCUGGCCGCCUGCCAGACCCUGCAGAGCUACAACCAGGUGGAUGAGGAUGAGGAUGAGGAGGAGGAAGAGGAGGGGGACCGCUCCCUGUCCCUGGGGGAGGACUGCAGCCACGCCAGCCCAGUCUCCACGGGGCACCCCCACCCCAGCCAGUCCGUGCGCUCGGCCAGCAGCCCCAGCGUGCCCCCAGGCCUGGAGGCAGGAGCAUCAGGAGGAGGGGGAGGCUACACCCAGAUCAGCCCCGAGCAGGGCUCCCUCUCGGCUCCCUCCCUGCAGAACAUGGAGACCAGCCCCAUGAUGGACGUGCCCUCGGUGCCCGAUCACUCGCAGCAGGUGGUGGACAGUGGCUUCAGCGACCUGGGCAGCAUCGAGAGCACCACGGAGAACUAUGAGAACCCGAGCAGCUACGACUCCAGCAUGGGGGGCAGCAGCAGCAGCAGCAGCGCCAACAACAUCAUCAACCACCAGGCCAACCAGCAGGCCAACAGCUGCUCUUUCGGGGCCGGCGAUGGGGCGAGAGGAGGCUUGACGUCUUCCGGGGGGGUUCUGUCCCAAAGCAGCAGCAGCAGCAAUAAUAACAGCAGCAACAGCAGCAGCAGCAGCAGCAGCAACUCUGGCAGUAGCUGUGUGAUCACCCAGAUGACCGGGAUGAACAGCAGUUGUAGUUUAAUGCAGCCUCAACCCCCUCCUCCUCCUCCCCCUCUCCCACCACCUCCUCCUCCUCAGUCUUCUUCAAAUCUUCAAAUCAAAUCUCCGCAGAGCUGUGUGAUUGAGAGGCCCCCGAGCAGCAACCAGCAGCCCCAGAAGAAGCAGCAGCAGCAGCAGCAGACAGCCCCUCCUCCCCAGCCCCCUCCCCCUCCUCAUCCCCGCGCUUCCCAGCAGCAGCAGCAGCCGUCCCUGUCCCAGUGCAGCAUGGGCAACAGCUUCACCUCCACCCCCAUGAUCAUGGAGAUCCCCGAAUCGGGCAGCUCGGGCGCCCUGAGCCUGUACGAGAGGAUGGGGCAGGACUUCGGGGCAGGCGGCUACUCCUCCCAGCCCUCCGCCACCUUCAGCCUGGCCAAGCUGCAGCAGCUCACCAACACCAUCAUGGACCCGCACGCCAUGCCCUACAGCCACCCGGCCGUCUCCUACGCCACCAGCGUCUCCCUGUCCAACCCGGCCGGCCUGGCCCAGCUCGCCCCCUCCCCGCACCCCCAGGCACAGGCCACCAUGACCCCGCCCCCCAGCCUGGGCUCCCCGCUGCUGCAGUGCAACAUGCCUGGGGCCAACCUGGGCAUCCCGCACACACAGCGCCUGCAGGGCCAGAUGGCGGUCAAGGGCCACAUCUCCAUCCGCUCCAAGUCGGCCCCGCUGCCCUCGGGGCCCUCCCCCCACCAGCAGCAGCAGCAGCAGCAGCAACAGCAGCAGCAGCUGUACAGCCGGGGGGGGCCCAUGCAGGGGGGUCCGCGGACGCUGGCGGUGCAGAGGGGCAUGAUGCCCAACCUGAUGCCCAGCCAGGCCUACAAUGUGAACUCCAUGAACAUGAACACGCUCAACGCCAUGCAGGCCAGCUAUCGCAUGGGCCAGCCCAUGAUGAACAGCAGCUACCACACCAACCCGGCCUACAUGAACCAGCCCGCCCAGUACCCCAUGCAGAUGCAGAUGGGCAUGAUGGGGGGGCAGGGCUACCCACAGCAGCCUAUGCAGCCGAAUCACCACGGCAACAUGAUGUACACGGGGCCCUCCCACCACAGCUACAUGAACGCAGGGGUCCCCAAGCAGUCGCCUUACAUGAGCAGAUGAGCCUGCGAGUGGGGAGGGAGGGGGCUGAAACAAACAAAUUGUUCAUAAGGCGAGGGUGGGGGGGGUGAAUGACUUAACGAGAGAAAUAAAAGAAACAGGCUUGACUUUCCUCCGGUGGCGAAAAUACAAAAGGAAAGAAAUGACGGACCUCUGUUUCGAAGGGCACUCCCUGUGACUGGGGCAGGUCAGCUUGUGCUCUUUGUGUCUCUCUCUCUCUCCUCUGGAAAAGCCUGGUCUUUUUUUACUGAAGUGUUUUAAUUAAGAAAAGAAAAGUGGAGAGAUGAUGAAGAUGAUGUGAGGGUGGAGAGGAAACAAAUAAACAAACCAUCCAUACAAGCGAUGGAUUUGAAGACUUCAGAACCCGGCACACGAUCUUUACAUUGAAAUAGGAAGCCUUACCUACAGAAAAAAAAAAAACAACAACUAAAAAAUGUAGAAAUGUAAAGUCUGCUUUUUUUUUUUAAGAAAUGUUUUUAAUGUUUUGUUUCUUUGUGUGCAUUCCACAUCCUUUUUUAUUUUCUAUGUUAUCUGAAAAGGUUUAUUCUAGAAGUCAUGACGGGGAGAUGUUAAAAGCACUCUGUUUGAAAACCCACCGUCACCCUGUUACCCACACUGGAGGCCACAGGGUCUGCUGCGCUGAGGAGCAUCUGAACCCGGGUCCGGAGCACCGCGGGGUCUCCUGGCUUUCGCUCCACCCCGAGCUCUCACUUACUUAAUUAGUCUAAUUAUUUGAUUAACUGGACACAUUUAACACUUCUCUCCAGGCCUCAAAAUGUUUUGUAGGUCUGAAUCAAGUUGAUUGUUUAUAUCAUCAGCUGUAAAAUUAAAUAUGUCCAAUUGAACAAAAAAAUAAUUAGAUCAAUUAUGUUAAUUGAGAGCUUAAGUUGGAAUGAAAACCAGAAGACCCUGCGGCCCCCCCUUGAGGACUGGAGUUUGACACCCCUGCUCCAGUCCCAGGUGAGGGGGUUAGUCUGCUCCAGUCCCAGGUGAGGGGGUGAGUCUGCUCCAGUCAGGACAGUCCUAGGUUAGGGGGUGAGUCUGCUCCAGUCAGGACAGUCCCAGGUGAGGGGGUGAGUCUGCUCCAGUCAGGACAGUCCUAGUUUAGGGGGUGAGUCUGCUCCAGUCAGGACAGUCCCAGGUGAGGGGGUGAGUCUGCUCUAGUCCCAGGUGAGGGGUUUCAUACUCUGGGCUUUCUCUGUGAACCAGUCCCUCCACAGUGAACGGUGCAGCCCAGGAGUUUAGAAAGAAAUGAGGGAGGGGGGCGGGGAGCCUUUGGACUUGUAUGCCUUGAGUUUAUUUUUGUAAGAGGGGGAAAUACAAAAACAAGGUUCAUGACUUGUCUGGCAUUCUCAUAGAGCAGACUGAAAGCAAGAUGUCGCUGCUCUGGAUGUGUUUGUGUUAUUUUUCCUCAUCUGAACUCCGUACUGAAAUGCAGUAACAAGGCUGGUUUGAGUGAAUUCACUGGGACACAUCUUCCAGUCUUAGAUUUCUGAUAUACUGCUGGCCAGACCUCAGCAUUAAAAAAACUAACAAAAAAAAUAAUAAUUGUGUAGCCUCGGCCUAAAACUAGAAAGUAUUAUUUCUUUAGAUGAAUAUAAUAAUAAACCGUUUCCUGGGUGAGAAUAUGACUGUUCUGUGCUUCCUGUUAACACACAUUUUCAAUGCGCGACAUCGAGCCGCGUUUUAACUGCGUGUCCAGCAAAGCCCUUGAGUCUGCCAGACAAGAAGAGUUCACUUGAGGGUGAAAAAAGAGAGUCAAAUGUCCGCCACGCCCCCCUCCCCCAAGUGUACCGGCUGUGGUUCAAUCCUGAACCCGUUCAGCUGUGAUUCAUACCAUUAACCUGUUCAUUUAAUCGUGAUGUUUUAUACCAUGCUUGUUGUUUCAAUGUUCUAACUUUAAACGGGAGGGGAGGAGACUGUAAAAAUAUUAGACUUUUUUAUUUUGGUUUUUUUUUUCUGAAUUUUUCCAAUCGGGGCAGCUUCCUUUUGUAAAAGAGCUGACCUCUUAUUUUAUUGUUUUCGAGUUUAGAAACUUGUAGAGAGAAAAUGUUUUUCUAUAAUAUAAAAAAAAAAGAAAAAAAAAAUCCUACAUAUUAAUAUUGGUACUUGUCAUUUUGUUUGUUUCACUUUAUAUUUUUUAGCAGGAUACUUGGGUAAAUCUUAUUAAAAAAAUUAAAAAUAAAAAAAAAAGUUGUAAGCUCACUCUUUAGUGACUACGAUGCCUUUAAGCGUUCCGUUCCAUCUCAUCUUUAGAAUUUUCUAUCUUUGUUGUAGUAUAUUAAAAGCUAUUUUAAGAAGAAAAAGACAGAAAUCUGAAGUUCUCUAGUGGUUUCUUUUUGUUUUUUUUGUGUAUAGGACGACUCCCGAUGCCUUUGAAAGCCGCAUGUAAAAAGGAGCUGAGUGUAUUCCUGUCUGUUUUCUAUUGCUUUCUCUUUUUGUAUUCUUUGUAAUUGUACAUGGUGCGUUGUGAUCUGUGAGGGAGGCAAUGCUGAACCCUGUGCAGUUCGACUCGGUCUCCCUUCUCUUCCCCUGUAUGGAAUCAAGUACUUUCAAAAGAACUCCUGUACAUUUUAACAUAAAAAAUAAAUAAAUUAUGUUGAACCGUU